AUAAGUCAUGAUGAAUCGUGCAAAGAGAAGACGUAUUGAGAAAGAUCACCAAGUCUCUGCAGAUGAUGUUGAGGAGAAAAUGGAUUUCAUCAAUUCUCUUAAUAAUGAUUCAUUAGCACGAAUAUUCAUGAUGCUGCCUAUAUCUGAGAGGAUAACUAUGAAUCAAGUUUGUUCCAAAUGGAAAGAGGCCUGUCAACUAGCUUGGCAUGACAUUAAAAAAUACAAAUGUACCAAUACAAUUGUUCGUAAUCAUGAAAAAUGUAUUUUAACACAAUCAUACGUAGAAAAAAUAUUGGUCAAUUGUGGUAUUUACUUGAAAGAAUUGAUUCUUUCAAAAGUUUGUGAUUCAAGUAUCAUGCCAAUAAUUGCUAAACACUGCAAAAAUUUAACAACACUUGAAUUUGUAAUUUACAUAUAUAAAGAAGAACGUUAUACUGAUCGCUUUCGUAAAGCAUUUAAACAGUUGAAACAAUUGAAAGCCAUUAAAAUACAUAUAUAUGGAUAUAACUUUAAAUUUCAAAUGCUGAACAGUCUUCCAAAAGAUAUAAAUGAAAUUCAUUUAUUUUUUAUACCUUAUGUAUCGCAAGAAUCGUUGGGUCUAGACCCAAAGGAAUGUUCUUUGGUAAUAUCUUCCUAUUUAUUCUACUCAGUAAAGGUAUCACGUUUCUCUUUAAAAAAAUUUACCAAUCUUCAAAAGUUGACAAUGCAUUCUUGCACUAUCAACAAUAUUAUUCAAGAAAUAUCACAAAAAACAACACUUGUUUAUCUCGAUCUCCAAGAGUGUAAGACGACAAAAAAGAUAUUUACAUUCAAUCAACUUUCAAACUUGGAACAUCUCAACAUUAAAGGAGUGUCCUUCGAGGAUAGUCCAUGGCAAAAUAUUCCAAACCCAAUCAGUGGUAUUUUCAAUACAUGCAAAAAGCUAAAACAUCUUAAGGCACCAGAUUUUGAUGUUGAUCUGGCUGAAAUUAAAAUGGAAAACUGGGCAAACUUGCAAAACUUGGCAUAUCUAAAUAUUCGUUGGCAAGCAAGUGAUGCAAUAAUUAAAAACAUCAUCAAGUAUUGCAAUAAUUUAGAAUUCAUAAAUAUUGAUGAUAAAGAAGUAAUGGUUGCAAUUUUAGAUAAUUGUAAAAAACUCAAACAUCUGGUAAUUCACGAGAAUGAUAGAGUGGAGACAUCAAUUUUUAAUGAUUUAUCAAAAGUGCAGUAUAUUGAGAAUUUAAAUUUAGCACAUUCUGGCAAACUUAAAAAUAGUGCUAUUAUUGCUAUUGCUAAAAAUUGUAAGCUCUUAAAAUGUUUGAAUAUUCAAAAUUGUUCCAUCACUCCAACUGGUUAUAUUGCUUUAACGAGUUUAGAAAAUUUGAAAGAACUCAAUAUUGAAUCAAAUAAAAAUGUUAAAGAAGAUUUUAUUGUCAAAUUGAGAGGAAUAAAAAGUUUAAAUUGUUCUAAAUGCAAAAAACUUACUGAUGCUGGUGUCAUUCAAUUUAUAAAAAAUAAUCCAGAUCUUGAAUUUCUUGAUAUCAGCGAUAUCCCGAAAGUUACAAUUGACACGAUUAUUGCUGCAGAGGAGGUAUCUAAAAAUCGUACAAAUGAUACUUUUUUAUCCAUAAAAACUUAUGAUCAUUAUCUUUCAAGAGCCUGCAUUGAAUCUCAAUGGUUAGUUUAA
This is a messenger RNA of Aphidius gifuensis, 1666 nucleotides long. RefSeq lists its product as uncharacterized. Gene Ontology annotation, biological process: SCF-dependent proteasomal ubiquitin-dependent protein catabolic process. The transcript has 4 exons. Lineage: Eukaryota; Metazoa; Arthropoda; Insecta; Hymenoptera; Braconidae. Bases 8 to 1666 code for a protein of 552 amino acids. The record is from RefSeq and is a predicted model, not a curated record. Gene Ontology annotation, molecular function: protein binding. Gene Ontology annotation, cellular component: SCF ubiquitin ligase complex.